Molecule: messenger RNA, 702 nt
Organism: Adineta ricciae
Lineage: Eukaryota; Metazoa; Rotifera; Eurotatoria; Adinetida; Adinetidae
Source: the annotation of a GenBank genome assembly
AUGUCGAUGAAAUCGAACUCGGCAUUUCAACGUCUUCAAGCAGAAUAUCGACGUCUAUCGAAAGAUCCUGUACCUUAUUUGACAGCACAACCCUUAUCGUCAAAUUUAUUAGAAUGGCGUUAUGUUGUACGCGGACCGAGUGACACACCGUACGAAGGUGGAAUCUAUCAAGGCAAAAUUGUUUUUCCUCUUGAAUACCCGUACAAACCACCAAGUAUAUAUAUGCUAACGCCGAAUGGACGAUUUAAAACGAAUACAAGUCUAUGUUUAACAAUAACAUCAUUUCAUCCAGAUUCAUGGAAUCCAUCUUGGUCGAUAUCUUCAAUACUGAAUGGUUUUUUGAGUUUUAUGUGUGAUACAAGUGCAACAUACGGUAGUAUCGAGACUACGCAAGCUGAAAAACGGAAACUCGCCAAUGAUUCAUUAGGAUUUAAUAUCCAAGAUCCAAUAUUCUGUGAAUUAUUUCCUGAAAUAACAACAGAAAUCAAAAAGAUUCUCGACGAGCGAACUGCGAAACUCGCAACGCAGAAUUCGAUCUUGAGUAGUGUCGAACAAUCAAGCGUGUCAUCAAUGUCAACAAGCGCAUCAACAUCAACAUCUUGGCUCAAUAAUCUGAUCGGAAAUUUAAUGGUUCUUUUCUGUUUAGCAGCCUUUGCUGUUAUCGUUCGAUUUAUUCUGAAUUCUGUUGCCGAAAUCCAGUAA